Messenger RNA from Syngnathus typhle (broad-nosed pipefish), 1322 nucleotides. RefSeq lists its product as uncharacterized. The transcript is spliced from 4 exons. Gene Ontology annotation, biological process: proton motive force-driven mitochondrial ATP synthesis. The coding region runs from base 134 to 1192 and encodes 352 amino acids. Gene Ontology annotation, molecular function: proton-transporting ATP synthase activity, rotational mechanism. Lineage: Eukaryota; Metazoa; Chordata; Actinopteri; Syngnathiformes; Syngnathidae. The record is from RefSeq and is a predicted model, not a curated record.
CAAGUCCGCGUGUGACGCUUAAGUUAUUUGCAUUUGUAACAUGAACUACUUGUGCUGAUUUGAAUUCGCGUUUUGAAGUAUUUUUUAAACAUAACUUACAUUCUUUCUUUUUUUUCUCGUAACCACCUGCAAAAUGAGCCCCGAGGUGUGUCCGUUCUGUGGGAAAUCCUUCAAGCGGUUAAAGAGUCACUUGCCCUACUGCAAGGCAGCCAAGCCCGCUUUAAGUCACCAUGAGCCCACGGUGUCCUCGCCACCAGGACAGCUAGAAGCAGACUCGUUUAAGAUAAAGGGGACGAAAACGCCACAGCUCGAUAAGAAGACAUCACCAGAAGCACCUGGGAAAAGUGGACAUAUGUCGCCACAGGUGAAGCCAAAGAAAAAGAGCAUUCGUGCCACAAUAGAAGCGGCAAAAUCCAGCCAAACCUCUCCAGGUAUGGAUUCAGCUCCACAAACUCUGGAGACAGUACCUUCAAGAUCCACGAGCACCAAGUCCAGAUCAUCUGCAGAGUCCCAAAAACCCCAAAGUGCCUCUAAAGGGAAACAAAUCAAGUGCCCAGAAAAAGAAAUGGCCGUCGGAAAGGAAAUGCCCAGGAUUACGGUCCAGCAUGUUGGCAGCACAUUGGGCCGGGCCAAGACCAACAUGCCUUCCAUUGAAACUACUCAAAUGAACACUAAAUCAGGUUUAAGUCCAGCUAGUUUGAAUAUCAUUAUACAACCCAAAAACUCUCUACUUCCGCUUAAAGAUAAUGUGAGUGGAUCCAAAGCGACCUCCUAUAAGCCUUCGAUUCUGCCCGACCUCAAAACAUCUAAAGUUGGUUUUCAACAGACAGAAUUCACUUCAGUGUUGCCAGGACACCUUUCGAACUUUCAGUCCAGAACUGUAGAUACAGCAGCAACAAUAGAAAUGAGGAAAAGCAACUCAUCAGCAGGACGGAGCCUAGGUCAGGUGACACUGCGGGAGCUUCCUGAGUGGCUGGCCUGCAAGACGCCACGCUGCCCGGGAGAUGCGGCGGAAAUGAUGCUGAGAGGCUGGCAGUGGUACUACAGGAAGUAUAUUGAUGUGAGAAAAGGCGGCGUGGGCGGCAUUGGCAUGCUGCUGGCCGGAUAUUGUAUGCUCAGCUACGUCUGGUCUUACCCUCAUCUUAGUAUGUAUACAUAUGAACACUUGUCUCUUUACAGUGUCACAUUUUGAGUUAAAGUGUUUCAUUGUUUUGUUUUAUAGAGCAUGAGCGCUGGAGGAAGUACCAUUAAGAAUUAUUAUGCAUUAUAUCAACUACAAAUAAUUCACUGAGGAAAAAUAAAAAAAAUUCAAUUACGCAGUG